CAACGAGGCAGUUUCUCUUUAAUCUAAAGCGGAGUAGAGGUGUUGAUUGUCAUUUGUUGCAGCAAUUUGUCCUUUUCAGAACAUUCGGGAGCAUGGCAGCGACUGCAUUUCAUUUGUUGAUACAACUUAUGGAGAAGAAGACUAAUCGCUCUUUUGACGACCAAGAGAUCAUUGAACACCUGAUCAGUGGAAGAUUUGCCACGACUAUCGAACAACGCAUGUAGUUCUCAGGGAGACCAUUGCCAGAGCAGGAUGUCCGCAUCAUCAGGCUGAUCGACACGAGCUACAUUAUCGGCUUUUACCGCGGCGCCACGAAGUUUGGUCCAUUGGACGACAGCGAAAGAAUGGAGCUCGACUUAGAAGCUUGGGAAGCGUACCGCCAUCUCAGCCUUUUCGACCGGGCAAUAAUGAAACAGCUACUGGAAGCUUCUGCUUAUCUUGGGCAUGGCUACACCACUGAAUACUGGACGGAAUCACUUACGAAAGUUUCACCGCAACCCUUUACAGAACUCACGAUAAACCCUCUUUACAAACUGGAGCAUGAGUUGUUCAGAGCGGAGCUUGUUCAAUUAAAGAAACAACUCAGCAGCCUCUCAACAGCGUUAAAGAUUGUUAUGGGUGAGGAUUUGGAGUUUGCAAAGUCGGAGAGGUAUAAGAGAAGGAUUCUCUUCGGUCCUGGUAACGCUAGCCAUCCAGAUCCUGACCGAAAAUUCGCCAAUCGUCGUGCGAAGCUGUACGAGCACAAGAAAAGUUGGCCUGAAAUGGAAAGCAACAAUCCUGCAAGUCAAUCAGCAAGAACAGAAAUCCAAAGUCUGAUGGACGCGUUUCGAGCAGGGAUUUCUCAGGCUUACAACAACAUAACGAAGAACAAUUUCGGUCCAGGCUGGAGAAAAGAAACUAUCUUUCACGACCCACGACGGUGGCCAGCAACCUGGGACUUUCGAUGCUAAUUUCUAUGUUCCGCUCGUUUAACUCUCGACCAAAUUUACAUCUCUAACCGCACUUAUCCGGGUAGCCACUCAAAUAUUUAUAAUGUUAAUUUUCUUCCCA
Messenger RNA from Aplosporella prunicola CBS 121167, 1050 nucleotides. RefSeq lists its product as uncharacterized. Gene Ontology annotation, biological process: translation. Lineage: Eukaryota; Fungi; Ascomycota; Dothideomycetes; Botryosphaeriales; Aplosporellaceae. The coding region runs from base 345 to 950 and encodes 201 amino acids. The transcript is spliced from 2 exons. The record is from RefSeq and is a predicted model, not a curated record. Gene Ontology annotation, molecular function: structural constituent of ribosome. Gene Ontology annotation, cellular component: ribosome.